This is a messenger RNA of Colossoma macropomum (tambaqui), 1998 nucleotides long. Its product is annotated as NLR family CARD domain-containing protein 3-like. The coding region runs from base 1 to 1998 and encodes 665 amino acids. Lineage: Eukaryota; Metazoa; Chordata; Actinopteri; Characiformes; Serrasalmidae. The record is from RefSeq and is a predicted model, not a curated record. The transcript has 3 exons.
AUGGAGCUCUUAUUCAAGGAGCUGGAGCACAAAGUCAUCUCUCUGGUAAAGAAUCACCUGAAGAGGUUUGUGAAGCUACUGAGUCUGGAUUACCCAGCAUGCUCUGAGAGAGAGGUGGAGCAUGAGGAGGAUCAAAGUGUCAGAGAGGGAGCGCUGAAGAUCACACUGCACGUCCUAAGGAACAUGAACCAGACAGACCUCGCUAACACACUACAGAUCAAACUGGCUCCUUCCUGUCAUCAAAAGCUCAAAACCACACUGAAGGAAAAUUGUCAGAAAAUUAAUGAAGGAAUCUCAAAUCCUGGAACCUCAACACUUCUGAAGGAGAUCUACACAGAGCUGUACAUCACAGAGGGUGGGAGUGGAGAGGUCAAUAAUGAACAUGAGGUCAGACAGAUUGAAACAGCAUCCAGGAGACCAGCAACACAGGAGACGCCCAUCAAAUGCAACGACAUCUUUAAAGGCAAACCCGUCAGAACUGUGCUGACUAAAGGAGUCGCUGGAAUUGGAAAAACAGUCUCUGUGCAGAAGUUCAUUCUGGACUGGGCUGAAGGAAAAGCCAAUCAGGAUGUUCUCUUCAUAUUUCCACUUCCUUUUAGAGAGCUCAAUUUGAUAAGGAAGAAACUCAGUCUGUUAGAUCUUCUAAAUCAGUUUUUCACAGAUAUAAAAGAAUUGAAACCCAGAGACUAUGAUCACUAUAAAGUCAUGUUCGUCUUUGAUGGUCUGGAUGAAUGUCGACUUCCUCUAGAUUUCCAGAACAAUGAGAGCUUAUUUGAUGUUAGACAGUCAGCCUCAGUGGAUGUGCUGCUGACAAACCUCAUCAAUGGGAAUCUGCUUCCUUCUGCACUCCUAUGGAUAACUACUCGACCAGCAGCAGCCAAUCAGAUCCCUCCUGAUUGUAUUAACCAGGUAACAGAGGUACGAGGGUUCAGUGACCCUCAGAAAGAGGAAUACUUCAGGAAAAGGAUCAGUGAUCAGAGCCUUGCUGAAAGAAUCAUUACACACAUGAAGUCCUCAAGAAGCCUCUACAUCAUGUGCCACAUCCCAGUCUUCUGCUGGAUUGCAGCCACUGUUCUAGAGAGGAUGCUGGGUGAAGCAGAGAGUGGAGAGAUCCCCAAGACUCUGACUCAAAUGUUCACACACUUCCUGAUCUUUCAGAUCAAACACAGCAGCCAAAAGUACCAAAGAAAAAGUGACAUUGAUCAUAAACAGACUAGAAAGAUUAUUCUGGCACUGGGAAAACUGGCUUUCCAACAGCUGGAAAAAGGAAACCUGAUCUUCUAUGAGGAAGACCUGAGAGAGUGUGGCAUUGAUGUCAGAGAAGUGUCAGUGUACUCUGGAGUGUGUACUCAGAUCUUCAGAGAGGAGUUUGGGCUGCACCUGGGGAAGGUUUUCUGCUUUGUGCAUCUGAGUGUUCAGGAGUUUCUGGCUGCUUUAUAUGCAUUUCUUUUCUUCAUCUCCAACAACAGAAGUGUGCUAGUACAACAAACCACUGGAUUUUUUAGUUUCUUUAAAACGUUAACAAUGUCUGAUUUCCUCAAGGCUGCAGUGGACAAGGCCUUACAAAGUGAGAAUGGACACCUGGACCUUUUCCUCCGCUUCCUUCUGGGCCUCUCACUGGAGUCCAAUCAGACUCUCUUACGAGGCCUAAUGACACAGACAGGAAACAGCUCUCAGAGCAAAGAGGAAAUAGUCAAGUACAUUAAGGCGAAGAUCAGGGAGAAUCCCUCUCCAGAGAAAACAAUCAGUCUGUUCCACUGUCUAAAUGAACUGAAUGAUCAUUCUCUAGUGCAGGAAGUUCAAACAUACCUGAACAGAGGAGGUUCCAGUGGUCUCAGUGGAGCUAAGCUCUCUCCUGCUCAGUGGUCAGCUGUGGCGUUUGUGAUACUGAAUUCAGAAGAGGAGCUGGAUGAGUUUGACCUGAGGAAAUUUGACCCAUCAGAGGAAUGUCUUCUGAGGCUGCUGCCGGUGGCCAAAGCAUCCAGAAAAGUUGUGUGA